Messenger RNA from Phacochoerus africanus (Common warthog), 2380 nucleotides. Its product is annotated as inhibitor of carbonic anhydrase. Gene Ontology annotation, cellular component: recycling endosome; extracellular region; plasma membrane. NCBI's taxonomy places the organism in Eukaryota, Metazoa, Chordata, Mammalia, Artiodactyla, Suidae. The transcript has 17 exons. Bases 92 to 2206 code for a protein of 704 amino acids. Gene Ontology annotation, biological process: antibacterial humoral response; iron ion transport. The record is from RefSeq and is a predicted model, not a curated record.
UUUUGGAGGAGGCGGAUCCGCCCCCUCUCGGGCAAGUAACAGCUGGCAGAGUCCAGGGGAGCCGGGUCGGAGUCGCGCGCCGCUUCACAGAAUGAGGCUCGCUUUCUGCGUCUUGCUGUGCGCGGGGUCCCUGGGGCUGUGUCUGGCUUUUCCUAAGGAAACUGUGAGAUGGUGCACUGUCUCAAGUCAAGAGGCCAGUAAGUGCUCCGGUUUUCGUGACAAUAUGAAAAAAAUCCUUCCAGUGGAAGGUCCUCAUGUCAGCUGUGUGAAGAGAACCUCUUACCUUGAGUGCAUCAGGGCCAUCUCGGCCAAUGAAGCAGAUGCUGUGACCAUCGAUGGAGGUUUGGUGUUUGAGGCAGGCCUGGCCCCCUACAACCUGAAGCCUGUCGUGGCAGAAUUCUAUGGGUCAAAAGAUGAUCCACAAACCCACUAUUACGCAGUGGCCAUGGUGAAGAAGGGCAGUGACUUCCAGCUGAGCCAGCUCCGAGGCAAGAAGUCCUGUCACACAGGCCUUGGCUGGUCUGCUGGGUGGAACAUCCCCAUGGGGAUACUUCUUCCUCCUGACUCAGGGGAAGAAGCAGCAGCCAAGUUCUUCUCCAGCAGCUGCGUCCCCUGUGCGGACCGGAUGGCCUUCCCCAAACUGUGCCAACUGUGUGCGGGGAAAGGGGUGGAAAAGUGCGCCUGCUCCAACCAUGAACGGUACUUCGGCUACUCGGGUGCCUUCAAGUGUCUGCAGGAUGAUGCCGGGGACGUGGCCUUCGUGAGGCAUGUGACUGUGUUCGAGAACCUGCCUGACAAGGCUGACAGGGACCAGUAUGAGCUGCUCUGCAGGGACAACACCAGGAGGCCUGUGGAUGAGUACGAGAACUGCCACCUGGCACAGGUCCCUUCCCACGCCGUCGUGGCCCGGAGUGUGGAUGGCAAGGAGGACUUGAUCUGGGAGCUUCUCAACCAGGCUCAGGAAAAUUUUGGAAAAGACAAGUCGGCAGAGUUCCAGCUCUUCGGCUCUUCUCAUGGGAAGGAUCUCCUGUUUACAGACGCCUGCCUUGGGUUUUUAAGAGUCCCACCGAAAAUGGACGCGAAGCUCUACCUGGGAUACGAGAAUUUUGCUGCCAUUCAGCAUCUAAGGAGAGUCCAAGGGACAGAAGAACCCCAGAGGGUGAUGUGGUGCGCAGUAGGCCAGCACGAGAGGACCAAGUGUGACAGCUGGAGUGCCCUGAGCGGCGGCAUCUUGAAUUGCAACUCGGAGGACACCAUGGAGGACUGCAUUGCUGCCAUCGCGAAAGGAGAGGCUGAUGCCAUGAGCUUGGAUGGAGGCUUCCUCUACACAGCGGGCAAGUGUGGUCUGGUGCCUGUCCUGGCAGAGAACUACUUGUCUCAAGAUGGCAAAGAGCGGUUUGGGUCUAAGUGUGUGAAUACACCUGUGGAAGGUUAUUAUGUCGUGGCCGUGGUCAAGAAGUCAGAUGCUGACCUCACCUGGAACUCCCUGAGAGGCAAGAAGUCCUGCCACACAGCUGUUGGCACUUCCGCAGGCUGGAUCAUCCCCAUGGGUUUCAUAUACAACCAAACCGGGUCCUGUAAACUUGAUGAAUUCUUCAGUCAAAGCUGUGCCCCUGGGUCUGAUCCAGAGUCCCGUCUCUGUGCUCUGUGCAGUGGCAGCAUCAGUGGGCAGCCAGCCCACACCUGUGCCCCCAACAGCCACGAGGGGUACCACGGCUUCAGUGGGGCCCUCCGGUGCCUGGUUGAGAAGGGAGACGUGGCCUUUGUGAAGCACCCCACGGUCCUGCAGAACACCGACGGAAGGAACCCCGAGGCCUGGGCAAAGGAUCUGAAGCAGGAGGACUUCCAGCUGCUGUGCCCCGAUGGUACCAGGAAGCCUGUGACUGAGGCCCAGAGCUGUCACCUAGCAGCAGUCCCCAGUCAUGCUGUGGUCUCAAGGAAAGAUAAGGCGGAUUUUGUCCGCAGAAUGCUCUUCAAUCAACAGGAGCUCUUUGGAAGAAAUGGGUUUGAAUACAUGAUGUUCCAGCUGUUCAAAUCCUCGACCGAGGAUCUGCUCUUCAGCGAUGACACAGAAUGUUUGGCUAACCUUCAGGACAAAAUAACUUAUCAAAAAUACUUAGGGCCAGAGUAUCUUCAGGCUAUUGCUAACGUGAGACAAUGCUUCCCCUCCGAACUUCUGGAUGCCUGCACUUUCCAUGGAAAUUAAGAAAUGAUCAAAGUGGGCAACCACAGAGAUGCUCGGAGCCUGCAAGUACAGUGGGGCCACAUUUUCAUUUGUCUGUGUGGUGGGUCUGGGUUAACAUCAGUUAUAGUUAUAAUUGUGUACUGUAACUGAUGCAAAAAUCACAGUGAAUAAAAACUAUUGUGUCUUCUCAGAAAA